AUGGCCGAGGUGGAGGCCGCCAUCAAUCUCUUCGAGGGCCCGACCGAGCUCAUCUUUAAGGCGCUGGAGUUCCUGCACUCCCUCUGCGGCCAGCAGGAAGCUGAUGACAGGUUGGACCCCGCUAACCCGCUGGCCGCGUCCGGGCCGCUGGUGGCAAGCCUGAGGAUCCUGCACUUCACAGAGCUGCGCGGCGUCCAGACGUCCAAGUCGUGGUGCUCAGUCACGAACCCGAGCAAGCCGCAGGGCGGCAACCAG
Molecule: messenger RNA, 255 nt
Organism: Prorocentrum cordatum
Lineage: Eukaryota; Dinophyceae; Prorocentrales; Prorocentraceae
Source: the annotation of a GenBank genome assembly